Habropoda laboriosa is the source of this 2612-nucleotide messenger RNA. It is a transcript of the gene Pmp70, whose product is annotated as ATP-binding cassette sub-family D member 3. Gene Ontology annotation, molecular function: ATP hydrolysis activity; ABC-type transporter activity; long-chain fatty acid transmembrane transporter activity. The record is from RefSeq and is a predicted model, not a curated record. Bases 178 to 2172 code for a protein of 664 amino acids. The transcript is spliced from 12 exons. Gene Ontology annotation, cellular component: peroxisomal membrane. Gene Ontology annotation, biological process: peroxisome organization; fatty acid beta-oxidation; very long-chain fatty acid catabolic process. Lineage: Eukaryota; Metazoa; Arthropoda; Insecta; Hymenoptera; Apidae.
GCGAAACCUGCCGUAGUGAAGUGGCUGCGGUACGUUACUGGCUUAUCGAUGUAUAUAGUUGAUUCAUCAGAAGCUUGCCCCACCACCUGUUCACUUUUGUGUGCGAGGUAAAUGCAGAAGAGGCGAGUCCGUCGUGGUGAAUGGUGAAUUUUCAGUCUAUCUGUAGCAACAGUAAGAAUGGCGCCAGCAUUGAGCAAAUUCGCGAAUAAACGCACGUUGGCUAGUGCUUGUGCAUUGACCGCGUUAUUAUGGAUCCUAAAAAGAAGAGGCAAGAAACAGGUCGUGAAAUACAGAAAUGCCUGGCCUGCUAAUGACAUUCAGUAUGUUAUCAAGGAGGAAAAACCAAAAAGCCCAAAGGCUCAUGUGAAUGCAGCAUUUUUGAGACAACUAAGAAAAUUGCUCAAAAUUGGCAUACCAUCAGUGGUGUCCACUGAAUUUGGUUUUGUCCUUCUUAUUGCCACUUCUCUCAUAGCAAGAUCUUUGUGUGACCUUUGGAUGAUAAAUAUAGGAACUUUGAUUGAAUCAUCAAUUGUCAAUAUGGAUGCACAUCUGUUUAAAAAACGUUUGGUUAAGUUUAUGGCUGUAUUGCCAUUGAUAUCUGUUGUGAACAACGUACUGAAAUAUGGUAUAUAUGAAAUGAAGUUGAGGUUACGUACAAAUAUCACACAGGAUUUAUUGCAACAGUACCUAAAAGGUUUUACCUACUACAAGAUGAGUAAUUUAGAUAGCCGCAUAGCGAAUCCAGAUCAACUUUUAAGCACUGAUGUUGACAAAUUUUGUGAAAGUUGUACAGACCUCUACAGCAAUAUUGCAAAACCCUCGUUGGAUAUUGUCAUUUACGUUUAUAGGCUUACAACUAAUCUUGGUAGCAAAACGCCGCUAUUUAUGCUUUCUUAUCUCGUUUUCGCCGGUACGAUACUGACUCAUCUUCGUAAACCCAUUGGCCAAAUGACAGUGAAAGAACAACGUCUCGAAGGCGAAUAUCGUCACAUUAAUUCUAGAUUAAUUACUAAUUCCGAGGAAAUUGCAUUCUACCAAGGAAACAAUAGGGAAAAAUUAACUUUAUUAGCCAGUUUUCACAAACUAGUAACACAUUUGCGCAAGUGUCUGGAAUUUAGAACAUUCAUAGGAAUAAUAGAUAAUUUUGUUGGCAAAUACAUGGCAACGAUAGUGGGUUUUUACGCCGUGAGUUUACCAUUUCUCCAGAAGAACCAUCCUAUUCUCUCAGGGACUCCUGAUCACAGAUUCAAGAGUUAUUACACUUAUGGUCGCAUGCUGGUGAAGCUAGCUGAGGCUAUCGGCAGAUUAGUCCUGGCUGGAAGGGAAAUGACACGAUUGGCUGGAUUCACAGCAAGAGUGACAGAAAUAAAAGUUGUCCUCGACGACCUGAACGCAGGAAAGUACGAGAGAACGAUGGUUUCCGACUUCAAAGAUGAACCUAUUGGAAGCCCUGGCGAAGGAAAGAUAGUCACGAAAGAUAACGUUAUACAAUUCGAUCGUGUGCCUCUGAUAACUCCAAAUGGAGAUAUUCUUAUCAGAGAACUGUCGUUCGAAGUAAAAUCUGGAAUGAAUGUGUUGGUAUGUGGCCCGAACGGUUGUGGAAAGAGUUCUUUAUUCAGAAUUCUUGGAGAAUUAUGGCCAGUUUGGAGCGGUAUAAUCACCAAACCUCCACGUGGAAAAUUAUUUUACAUACCUCAGCGUCCUUACAUGACACUAGGCACACUGAGAGAUCAAAUAAUUUAUCCUCACACGAAGGCAGAGAUGAUGAGACGUGGACAGAUGACUGACGACGAUCUGAAAAAAUUGUUAAACCUAGUUCAAUUAAGUCAUUUGUUAGAAAGAGAGAAUCUUACAAACAGCGAGGGACAGGGCUGGGAUGUCGUGGCUGACUGGAUGGACGUUCUGUCUGGUGGUGAAAAACAGCGCAUAGCGAUGGCUCGACUUUUUUAUCACAAACCACAGUUUGCGAUUUUGGACGAGUGUACUAGCGCUGUUAGCGUUGAUGUCGAGGAUUCGAUGUACUCAUACUGUAGACAGGCAAAUAUCACUUUGUUUACAGUAUCACAUCGGCGAUCCCUUUGGAAGCACCACGAGUAUUAUCUACAUAUGGACGGAAGAGGAAACUACGAAUUCAAAGCCAUCGAGCCGGACACGGAAGAGUUCGGAUCGUGAAUCUUUGUGUCCCUUGCACCAGAUGAUACUUGCCAUAAUGCAAGGGACAGGCAUUUUAAGUUCAAUUAAUUCAAAUAAUGUAAUGUACAUCCGCAGUGUACAGCACCAUGUAUGUAUUUUAUGUAUCUCUGUAUUAGAAACGCACAGAUCCACGAGUAUUGUAUUAUUGUAUACUGUAUAUUUUUAUAUACUGUAUUUUUAUAUAAUGUAUAUUUUUAUAUCGAUGUCUUUUAUAAGGUAACAGAAAGAAGACAUUGGCGUACGCUGCAGUAUAUAUAUAUACAUGGUGCCCCACCUAAAGAUAGCCACCUAAAGGUAGCCACCUAAAUAUCUCCUUUAAUUGAGAUGAUUCAAAAAAUAUUUUGUAUGCAAUCUGAAUGGUAUCGAACGGCGAAUACUCUGUAAAGAAUAUUUUUGUGCCAAGGUUAUUUUUUUCGUUG